AUGGUUCGUGAAAUCAUCACCGUCCAGCUCGGCGAGCUGAGCAACUACGUCGCCACCCACUUUUGGAAUACACAGGAAUCCUAUUUUACCUACGGCGACGAGGAAAAGUCUCCCGUCGACCACAACAUCCACUGGCGCGAAGGUAUAGGCGCCGACGGCUCAGAGACCUUCCUGCCCCGCGCCCUCAUAUACGACUUUCGCUCUAGCUUCGGGCCCCUGGGCAGAUCGAAUCCUCUAUACGAGAACGAAGAGGACGAUCCAAACCGACAUCUCUGGCACGGCGAUGCAUCCAUCCACAAACAACCUCUCAUCCCUAAAUCCACCUACCACGCCGCCCUAGACGCGGGAAUCACACCCACCCUGACGUCCUCCGCCGUGCGGUACUGGUCCGACUUUACACGUCCGUUCUUCCACCCCCGGUCCAUUGUUCAGCUGAGUGAUUUGGAAGGUACGCCGUCCAAGAAGGCGGCGACGUCGGAGGGAAAGGAAGAUGUUGGUACCACGGCGCCGACGCUGGACACUUUCGACCAAGGAAGAGAGCUCUUCAAGGGGAUAGAUGCGGCCGAGGACGUUCUGGAUCAUCACCUGAGGCUGUUCGUCGAGGAGUGCGAUCUCUUGCAGGGGAUGCAGCUCGUCGUCGGCGGAGAGGACGGCUGGUCUGGUUUCGGGGCAGCGCUAUUAGAGAGGGUACGUGAUGAGUACGCGAAGAGUUGCGUAUGGGUUUGGAUGCCCGAGGGCCCAUCCGGCGGCAAAAAAGAGAAACAAAUCCUCCGCCUCAUCAACAAAGCCAAAACCCUCACCGAAACCCUCCCCAUCUCAACAACCCUCAUCCCCCUCUCCCUCCCCUCCGCCACCCACCUCCCAUCCUACUCCCUCAACCCCUCAUCCCCCUGGCACGUCUCCGCCCUCCUCUCCACAGCCCUCGAAUCCUCCACCCUCCCAACUCGCCUGCACCCCUUCGCGCAACAUCCCACCCCGACCACGCUCUCCGACCUCUCCGCCGCCCUGAAUCUCCAGGGGAGACACAACCUCGCCCGUCUGCAGAUGGGGUUAGGCGAGGGUCGCGGUGCGGCGGAUGCGUCUGAGGCGUUGGAUAUCGACUUGUUUGAUCUUACGGGGCGCACGGGGAGGGAGCCGAAGGCGAGGGGCGGUGCUUUUGGGAGGGUUUUAGUGCAGAGGGGGGAUAAGAGAUCCGAGGAGCAGGAGGACGAGGUGUUUAAAGCCUUGUUUGACGAGAUGAACGACAAUACCCCUACAUCAAGAUUCAAAUCUCCCCUCUCCUACCCCCUCCCCGACAGCUUCCCCCCAAUCUACCAAACCAAAUCCCCCUCCCUAACAGUCGACGCCCUCCUCUCCACCGACGCCCAGGUCUCCGUGUCCGCAAAGACCCUCCGCCGCCUCGUCCUCCCCGUCCUGCGCGGGGACGAACGCGAAAACGUCGGGAAUGCUCUGGCUGAGAUUGCCGAGGAGUAUCAUGAGGGAUGGUCUAGUGGGAGCGAUGAUGAUGAUUAUUAG
Molecule: messenger RNA, 1515 nt
Organism: Scedosporium apiospermum
Lineage: Eukaryota; Fungi; Ascomycota; Sordariomycetes; Microascales; Microascaceae
Product: putative MtDNA inheritance protein Dml1
Exons: 4
Coding region: 1-1515 (504 amino acids)
Biological process (GO): mitochondrion distribution
Cellular component (GO): cytoplasm
Source: RefSeq, a predicted model, not a curated record